CUCAGCGUCGGCCGCCAUUUUGUGCAGUCGCUGGGAAGGAAGGAGACGCCUAAACCGCGGCACUGCCGGGUUUGAGCGUAGCCAAACCUACCCACUGCUUCUGUAACCCCGAUUCUCUGUGUUUUGCUCCCGUCUCCGACGAGAGAGGCGGCGACGGUGGCGUCUGCGACGGGAGACAGCGCGUCGGAGCGAGAAAGCGCCGCGCCUGCCGCCGCCCCAACAGCGGAGGCGCCGCCGCCAUCGGUCGUCACUAGACCGGAGCCGCAGGCCCUCCCGAGCCCGGCCAUCCGUGCCCCGCUCCCAGAUCUCUAUCCAUUUGGGACCAUGCGCGGAGGCGGCUUUGGGGACCGGGACCGGGAUCGUGACCGUGGAGGGUUUGGAGCAAGAGGCGGUGGUGGCCUUCCCCCGAAGAAGUUUGGUAAUCCUGGGGAGCGUUUACGUAAAAAGAAGUGGGAUUUGAGUGAGCUCCCCAAGUUUGAGAAGAAUUUUUAUGUUGAACAUCCAGAAGUGGCAAGGCUGACUCCGUAUGAGGUUGAUGAACUACGCCGAAAGAAAGAGAUUACAGUGAGAGGAGGCGAUGUUUGUCCUAAACCUGUGUUUGCCUUCCAUCAUGCUAACUUCCCACAAUACGUAAUGGAUGUGUUGAUGGAUCAGCACUUCACAGAACCAACUCCAAUUCAGUGCCAGGGAUUUCCCUUGGCUCUUAGUGGCCGGGAUAUGGUGGGCAUUGCUCAGACUGGCUCUGGGAAGACAUUGGCGUAUUUGCUGCCUGCUAUUGUUCAUAUUAACCACCAGCCUUACUUGGAAAGAGGAGAUGGCCCAAUUUGUCUAGUUCUGGCUCCUACCAGAGAACUUGCCCAGCAGGUACAGCAGGUGGCUGAUGACUAUGGCAAAUGUUCUAGAUUGAAGAGCACUUGCAUUUAUGGAGGUGCUCCUAAAGGUCCCCAGAUUCGAGACUUGGAGAGAGGUGUCGAGAUCUGUAUAGCUACUCCUGGCCGCCUGAUAGAUUUCCUGGAGUCAGGAAAGACAAAUCUUCGCCGAUGUACUUACCUUGUACUGGAUGAGGCUGACAGAAUGCUUGACAUGGGCUUUGAACCCCAGAUUCGUAAAAUUGUUGACCAAAUCAGGCCUGAUAGGCAGACAUUAAUGUGGAGUGCAACCUGGCCAAAAGAAGUAAGACAGCUUGCAGAGGAUUUCCUUCGUGAUUACACCCAGAUCAACGUAGGCAAUCUGGAGUUGAGUGCCAACCACAACAUCCUCCAGAUUGUGGAUGUCUGCAUGGAAAGUGAAAAAGACCACAAGUUGAUCCAACUCAUGGAGGAAAUAAUGGCUGAAAAGGAAAAUAAGACAAUAAUAUUUGUAGAGACGAAAAGACGCUGUGAUGACCUCACUCGAAGGAUGCGCAGAGAUGGUUGGCCAGCUAUGUGUAUCCAUGGAGACAAGAGUCAACCAGAAAGAGAUUGGGUACUUAAUGAGUUCCGUUCUGGAAAGGCUCCCAUUCUCAUUGCCACAGAUGUAGCCUCCCGUGGGCUAGAUGUGGAAGAUGUCAAGUUUGUGAUCAACUAUGACUAUCCAAACAGUUCAGAGGAUUAUGUGCACCGUAUUGGCCGAACAGCCCGUAGCACCAACAAGGGCACCGCCUAUACCUUCUUCACCCCAGGGAACCUAAAGCAGGCCAGAGAGUUGAUCAAAGUGCUGGAAGAGGCUAAUCAGGCUAUCAAUCCAAAACUGAUGCAGCUGGUGGACCACAGAGGAGGCGGCGGAGGAGGGGGUAAGGGAGGUCGUUCUCGAUACCGGACCACUUCUUCAGCCAACAAUCCCAAUCUGAUGUAUCAGGAUGAGUGUGACCGGAGGCUUCGAGGGGUCAAAGAUGGUGGCCGGAGAGACUCUGCAAGCUAUCGGGAUCGUGGUGAAACCGAUAGAGCCGGUUAUGCUAACGGUAGUGGCUAUGGAAGUCCAAAUUCUGCCUUUGGAGCACAAGCAGGCCAAUACACCUAUGGUCAAGGCACCUAUGGGGCAGCUGCUUAUGGCACAAGUGGUUACACAGCCCAAGAAUAUGGUGCUGGCACUUACGGGGCCAGUAGCACCACCUCAACUGGGAGAAGUUCACAGAGCUCUAGCCAGCAGUUUAGUGGGAUGGGCCGGUCUGGGCAGCAGCCACAGCCACUGAUGUCACAACAGUUUGCACAGCCUCCGGGAGCUACCAAUAUGAUAGGUUACAUGGGGCAGACUGCCUACCAGUACCCACCCCCUCCUCCUCCCCCUCCUCCUUCACGUAAAUGAAGCCACUCAGGUGGUAGUGACUUGUGCAGACUUGACUACAUUUAAAGGAACGCUAUCUUUUCCUUUUUUUCUUCUUCCCUUUUUCUUUCUUUUUCUUUUUUAAUUUUUUUUCCCAACCAUUGUGAUUUGUCUUUCAUGCAGAUUAGUUAGAAUUCACUGCCAGGUUUUUUCUGCCUGCCAAAAUGAUCCAGUCUGUAAUAACAGAUUUUGUAAAAGUAUAUAUAUAUGUAUAGCCGACUGGAAGAGAUUUUUCCCCCCAGCUUCUUGCAUGUUGAGGAUGUUUGAGCUAUUUUUCAUCUUUAAAAGAAAAAGUAAGGUGUUAGGCCCUUUUGUGGGAGCCCAUUUUUUGUUGUCCUGAGUUACGGUCGGGGGGGGGGGAGGGUAGAGGGUUGAAUUCUGCAGAAGAAGACGGCAUCUGUGCUUUAAAUUGCUCUCGUUACUGGAAUAGAAAACCAAGAGGGAGUUCCCUGCACAUUUUCUGUAAUGCUUUUUAAUGUUUUUUCAAGCUGGAACAGGGUUCCUCAGGCCUGAUGAGUUUUUAAGACAGUGCUUUGCCAUUGUCAUUUUGGCUGAUUGCUUGUUAAAUGCAUUUGACAGUUUUUUUAAAAAUUCCUAAUUGGCUUUGUCUCCCUUACACUCUGCCUUCCCCCUUCCCAAUUACUGAAAAAUAACCAUUUUAAUUGUCAGGUUAGAAAUUAAAUUGCUGAGUCUUGAGUUUUUUUAAGUGUAUCCUUUAAAUUAAAAAUCCCAAAUGUUUAUUGUCAUGGUUAAAUGUAGCAUCUCCGCAUCUGGGUGGAAGCUGCCUAUUUUUCUUCCCCAUGUUACCAGGGACCAUCUGUGAAAUUCAUUUUCCAACCAGACAGCUGCUGUGAGCAGAAUGAACAUAAAUGCUCAUUGGAAAUUUAUGAACCAGUUAAAUAUGCAUUCACCUGCAGAGUGAGAACCACGUUUAAUUAUAAACAGUAUAGUCCGUGGGCAGGUUUUCUUUUUAAACUCAGUAUUUGUAGAGCUAGAGUAAAAGCAACCCUUUGCCAGCUACUCAGCCCUUUUGGCCAAGUUAUCUUGAAGGGUCUUAGGGUUUAUUAAGAACUCUUACUCUCUGCAUACUCCCGUUCUCUGCAGUGCUUGUAACAGCUUUUGGGUGCAGAUUUUCCUCAGCAUCCUUUUGCACUCAGCUUUUUACAGGUAGGUAGUGGACUAAAGUCCAAGUCCUUUUACUUUUCCUCCACCUGAAAGGUAGGUGAGAUUGUCCCCUUCAUAGUAAUACCAACCGUUUUACUGAGACUUCAUAUAGCAGAUGGGCCUGGAAAGAAUUUUCUGCUCUUGUGUUCACUGUAACAGGACAGGGAGAUCAGACAGCCUCAGAAAUCUCUUCGUAUCUAGUGUGGGACUUAAUUUUUUAAUACUGUUAUUGAUAUUGUUCAUUCACAGUGUAGUUAAAGGGGGGAGCCU
Globicephala melas (long-finned pilot whale) is the source of this 3735-nucleotide messenger RNA. It is a transcript of the gene DDX17, whose product is annotated as DEAD-box helicase 17. Gene Ontology annotation, biological process: alternative mRNA splicing, via spliceosome. Lineage: Eukaryota; Metazoa; Chordata; Mammalia; Artiodactyla; Delphinidae. The record is from RefSeq and is a predicted model, not a curated record. Gene Ontology annotation, cellular component: cytoplasm; nucleus; ribonucleoprotein complex. Gene Ontology annotation, molecular function: mRNA 3'-UTR binding; ribonucleoprotein complex binding; ATP binding.